Marasmius oreades (fairy-ring Marasmius) is the source of this 3184-nucleotide messenger RNA. RefSeq lists its product as uncharacterized. The transcript has 5 exons. Lineage: Eukaryota; Fungi; Basidiomycota; Agaricomycetes; Agaricales; Marasmiaceae. The record is from RefSeq and is a predicted model, not a curated record. Bases 21 to 2111 code for a protein of 696 amino acids.
UUACUCGAUGCACUGGAUGCAUGCGUCUUCUGCAAAGUCAGCGCUUUGAUCUUAUUUCACGUGGGACGGUUAGCCGAGCAGCAGUUCUGACAACUGCUGGUUGUCCACCAAAUGCCAUGUCUACCAGCCUCUCUGACUUGGAUGGUGCCAACCACUUACCUGUUCCUAAUACACAAAUCACUUCCAAGAAUAAUCCAAAUCCUCGUUUUCCUUCCGAUCUCGGUCGACGAGCUUCGCGCAGCAAGAAAGCCCCCGGAGAUGACUCUUCACGGAAGGAAGAAGCGGGAAAUGCUAGGCUCGCAGAUGGUUCUAGCGGGAAAACUACGGGUCGAAGAGUAGUUUCAAUUGACGCGAAAUUAGGCACCUCGUACACCAGCAGUUCGGCGAAGCAUCGCAGAAGGAUCCAUUCCAUCAGCUCCUCAACUUACCAUCCUGCGGCCAUUUCUCAGAUGUUACAACAGGACGAAGAUGAUAGUUCGAAUCCGUUCUCCGACGAGUAUGAACUAUCGCAGGAAGAUUCUAGAAUACUCCAGGAUGUAGAGCGUGCGGUAAAGAUGAAGGCUCGUCGUGAAGCCCGUUUGAAGGCCGGAAAGUCGAAUCACAACCGAGCCAGCCUAAAUUCGAGUCCUUCUCAAACAAGUUCAUCUCCUUCGAAACUCCUUUCGAUUAUCCCAGGUUCUCCCACUGGUACUGCGUUUCCGAGUAACGGUUCUCCUCCGGUCGACAUUGACUUCAGUCCCUCCACUGAAACUACAAAUUAUUCUACUCCUCUCGGAUCGAGGAAGAUUCCUAGUCAUCCAGUCCCUUGGUCCUCUGAUGACGGCUCUACCCUCGAUUGGUCAGGAAUACCUGAAGACGAUAAACAUGAACGGCGUUGGACAUUGUCUAUAUCGAAAGGCAAGGGCAAGGAUAAAGAACAAUUAACAAGUGUUAUGUCCAUCGAGAAACAAGAGAAUAUAUAUUCCACCAAACUUUCGCGGAUAAAGACCUUGGCUUCACAGCAUACUCUUCAGAAGGCUGCUAUAACAAGCGACCAGUUGCAGCGUCGUUACCACUUGGCUUAUACCGCCUUAUCGAGUGGCUCCAAGCGAUACAACCUUGCAAAAGUUGUGAGGUGGUUUGACGAUCAAGAUAAGAUUGUACAGUCGGCACUCACGAAAGCGGAGCCACUGACAUGGUUGAAACAUCUCGCAAGGAAGGGUCCAUCAUCAGGUUGGCAUUUAUCAGCAUUGAUCAUGGAGGAGUUUCUCCAAGCACAAAACGUUCGCGACACAAUGACUACUAUACCCGAGGAUCCAACUCAAACGUCACCCAAACCCUCUUCUCACCACCACAGUGUACCCGCCUUUCCUUCUCCUUCUCUAGCUUCCUCCCGUUUCUCAGCACAGCCAUCAUCGAGGCACAAAUCCUCAGAAGGACGUAUUUCAUUCGAGCCAUUUGUAGAGACACGCCGUCAGUCGCUUGAGUCUCGCAAAAGUGUCGACUCUGCUCCGAGCAGUCUCGUCAGCGGCGCAUCAAUUCCGAAUUGGUCAUUGAAGGCUCCGGACAUUUUGUCUCCAGGAAAUAGUGCUCCACAUCUAGAUAGUGCUCGUUAUCACGCUGCGAGUGGCAGUGACAAUGCUGACUCACCUCGGAAUUCUGUCCACGGGCACUCGGAUGAUAGCGGUCGUAAACCCAAGCUACUUUCCCUGCAAGUAGGCGAAGUGAUUGAACGUCAGAGGAGCCAGGACUCAGCUCACGAUGCUUUCUCUGGGGAAGAAUCUCGCGUGCAGAAGUCCUCGCCCAAGGACGGAAUGCGAUCGCAAUUCAGUCCAAGUCCUCAGUCCCCUUACAGACCCACCUCUUUGAAAAGCGAAAAAGCUCUGAAGUCGCCCUUAGACACGUUCUCAAGUCGACCGAAGGUCCGAAUAUCGCUCCCGCCGCCAAUGAGGGAUUCUGUGGAAGUGGACCAUCUGAAGGAAGAAGAGGAAGACGAUAUCAAAGCGGAUCAUGAGUAUCGAUUGAAAACUGAGUACAGCACCUUUCUCCCUUCAGGCUUUCUCUGGACUAAAUCACCCGCAGGUUACUCGAGGAAUGCAAAGCUCAGAAUUUGCGGGUCCGCGGAUUAUUGAAUCGUAUAGCAACCGGUGUGAAGGACUAUGAAACAUGUCAGACUAUCCUGAUGACUUUUUUGGGGUUGCCACACACCGGUCUUUCCCCAGAACUCAUGGACGCCUUCAUGCACGACCCAGCGGCGGUCACAGGGCAUACGAGACGGUACACUGGUUAUAAAGCAGUUGAUGAUAUCCACGCUCGCUUAGCUCGUCAACGAGCGAUCUUUCGUGCUUUUCUCCAGCAAGAUUCAGGGAAGGGGGGGUUUCCGAUUACGCAUGAUGUCCUGCAAGAUCCUAUCACGGCUUUAAUAGAAUCUAUAACCCAAUUAGAAGCGCAUCGGAAUGCCAUUACAGAGAAGAAUGCAGAAGUAUUAGAGAUAUUGGAAGAAACUCAAGCAGUGCACAAUCAGGUUAAAUAUGACUAUAAACGCACUGCGGCUUACGCUUCGGUUAUAUAUCCUGAGAUCUCCCAAAUUCAAGCUCUCGAAGAAAGCUACAAAGACCACUACCAGCACUUUUGGGAACUGGGUAUGAACAGCCUAACGUUUAUCUUGGACGUUGUCGCACCAUUCUGGAGAACAUACGGCAGGACGAUUGGUGUUGACGUCCAGGACUUUCUUAUAAUACCUCUCUAUCGUAACGAGUUCACCGGGGAGGCGAAGCGGUACCCUAUCACUCACGUACCAAAACGAUCCUUUCGCCAUUGGGUUGCCUUGGCAGUUCUUUUCUGUGGUUGCGCGCUCCUAACGUUGCUCCAAGUGUAUUUUGGGCUGUCAAUGUUGUCUCAUCUCAGGCUGCAGCCCAUCACUUACGUACGUUGGGUAAUUCUACCGAUAUUUUGGGGCGUGAUAUUAGGACAGUGGAUUCUAGUGGGGAUUUCGACCUGUAUUGUUCUCCUGCAGGCGGUGACUGUGUGUUGGUGGCUGGGUUGGUGUGUCGGGCUAUUUACGUGAGGUUCGGGAUUUUGGUGAACAUAGGACUCGCUCGCUUUCAUAGAGAAUGACUAUUACUAAUUACCACUUGUUACUUAUAGCGUAUUAUUAUUAUGGUGUAUGUAUAAAUGAACAGGAUACUGUACGUGAGUUGCAAGU